GUUGCUGCCUACCGUUGGGAGAUUUCUGCCUACCGCUGGAAGGGUUACCCCUGCUUACCAGUGGCACAGACUGCAUUCCAACUAGAACCCAGCAAAAUGGCACUGCCCCGGAAAGACCAGGUUCUCUCGUCCCGAGAGAUUGAGGGUUUGAUUGCUGCAGGACAAUUCAUUGUCAUUGUCAAUCAGAAAGUGUUACGUGUCGAUUCAUGGAUCCCAUACCAUCCCGGGGGUCACAAAACCAUCCAACACAUGGUCGGCAAGGACGCAACCGAUGAAUUCACCGUAUUCCACUCAGACGAGACCAUCAAAAUGGCCGAUCGGUACCAGAUCGGCCGGGUAGAGGGACGAUGGCGGAAUUUUGUGCCUCCCAUCCAGGGUGGACAGUUCAGACCGUAUCUGGACGACAAGGCACCUUCAGACACCAAGCAAAAUGCUCCUACUACUUCUGCCACGGACCAAAGUGAGCCAACUGACAAUGGAGAUGGCCGCCUCAGUCCAAUUCUUCAAGCAGCGACCGAGCUCAACACCAAAGAAGCAAUGACCUUCCUAGACAGCCAAACUAAGGAAGAAAUCAGCCUCACCCUAACCCGCUACCCAUCCCUCGACGAAGCGACCCAAGGCGACAUCAUCAAAAAGUACCAACACCUCCAUGACCAAAUUCAAGCCGAAGGCCUCUACAACUGCAACUACAUGGCCUACGCGAAAGAAUUCGCACGCUGCUCGCUAAUCUUCAGCACCAUGCUCCUCUUCCUCCACUACGGCUGGUACUGCAUCAGCGCCAUCUUCCUCGGCUUCUUCUGGUCCCAACUCGUCUUCUCCGCCCACGACGCUGCUCACAUUGCCAUCACACACAACUUCACCAUCGACAGCCUCAUCGGCAUGACAAUCGCUGCCCCCAUCGGCGGCCUCUCCCUAGGCUGGUGGAAACGCACCCACAACGUCCACCACAUCGUAACCAACGCCCCCGAGCACGACCCAGACAACCAGCACCUCCCCUUCUUCGCCGUCAACCACCGCUUUCUGGGAAACCUCUUCUCCAGCUACCACGAGCGCCUCAUGCCCUACACAAGAGCAGCCAGCCGUCUCGUCCCCUACCAAGCCUACCUCUAUUACCCCGUCCUCAUGUUCGGCCGCUUCAACCUCUACGUCCAAUCCUGGAUCUUCCUCAUCCAAGGCCAAGGUCCCCGCAAAGGCCCAGCCUGGUGGCACCGCCACUUUGAAAUCGUCGGCAAUCUGCUUUUCUGGCUUUGGUUCGGCUACGGCCUCGUAUACCGCUCCAUCCCAACGGCCUGGGACCGAUUCCUCUUCGUCAUGAUAAGCCACAUGGUCACCAUGCCGCUGCAUGUGCAAUUCACCCUCUCCCAUUUUGCCAUGUCAACGAUGGAUCUGGGACCCGGUGAAUCCUUCGCCCAGCGCAUGCUCCGCACAACCAUGGACAUCGACUGUCCCGAGUGGUUGGAUUUCAUCCACGGCGGGCUGCAGUUCCAGGCAAUUCAUCAUCUGUUCCCUCGGGUACCAAGACAUAACCUGCGGAGGACGCAGAAGCUCGUGCUGGAGUUUUGUCGGGAUGUGGGCAUCCCGUACGCGCUGUAUGGGUUCGUAGAUGGGAAUCAGAAGGUUGUGGGCAGUUUAGCGGAGGUUAGCCGUCAGGCUGCGAUCUUGGCAAAGUGCCAGAGGACGAUAGCGGAACGGGGGGAUUUGUUGUAUGGGAGGUGAGGUGAGGUGUGCGUGGACGGACUGUCUAGGCUGUGGAGAUUGUAGAAUAGAAUUCGGUUUUAUCUCACAGUUUCCACGAGCAAAAUAGAAAAUGAACUGUUGUUUAC
Aspergillus vadensis CBS 113365 is the source of this 1823-nucleotide messenger RNA. RefSeq names its product fatty acid desaturase. The coding region runs from base 97 to 1716 and encodes 539 amino acids. The transcript is spliced from 2 exons. The record is from RefSeq and is a predicted model, not a curated record. Lineage: Eukaryota; Fungi; Ascomycota; Eurotiomycetes; Eurotiales; Aspergillaceae. Gene Ontology annotation, molecular function: oxidoreductase activity, acting on paired donors, with oxidation of a pair of donors resulting in the reduction of molecular oxygen to two molecules of water. Gene Ontology annotation, cellular component: membrane. Gene Ontology annotation, biological process: lipid metabolic process.